Messenger RNA from Sphaeroforma arctica JP610, 273 nucleotides. RefSeq lists its product as hypothetical. The coding region runs from base 1 to 273 and encodes 90 amino acids. Gene Ontology annotation, molecular function: transcription coactivator activity; protein binding. NCBI's taxonomy places the organism in Eukaryota, Ichthyosporea, Ichthyophonida. The transcript is spliced from 2 exons. Gene Ontology annotation, biological process: regulation of DNA-templated transcription; chromatin remodeling. The record is from RefSeq and is a predicted model, not a curated record. Gene Ontology annotation, cellular component: histone methyltransferase complex.
AUGUACGGUGGCAUGAACGGCAAGCGCCUGGGCGAUGUGUGGGUGUUUGACACAGCCACACACACAUGGACACAAGCAGCCACAGGCACACACGCACACACGCCGUGUGCACGCUCUCUGCACACUAUGGUGGUGGUGGGUAGUCGUGCGUAUGUGUUUGCGGGGUGGUCGCCGGUGGUGGGUGGGGGGGUGGCUGGCGCAGCGGAGGAGUGGGAGUGCACCAAUUCCCUGGGCUGCUUGGAUCUGGGACUCAGAAUGAGAGCCUCGGUGUGA